AUGGAAAAACACGAUCGCGUCGCGUCUGCGGUGCGGCGUCGGCGGCGACGAUGCGUGUGCGGUGAGCGGCGGCAGCGUAGCGACGUGGUCGCGACAGAACUGUCCGCGGCUGCACAUCACGGCCGCGACCGGCUCCUUCGAAGUCGCAGCAUCUCACACCCGGUCGCUAGGAGGGCCGCUGCGCGCGCACCCACCUCGACAACCAAUCGCACCGCGGGGGUUGGACCGCGUGUAAGACGUACGGAAGUAUAUGCAAAGGCCUAUGUACAGAUGAUAGCGGACAGGUGGUUUCGCGGCCGUAAUUAG
Arctia plantaginis is the source of this 306-nucleotide messenger RNA. The record is from the annotation of a GenBank genome assembly. NCBI's taxonomy places the organism in Eukaryota, Metazoa, Arthropoda, Insecta, Lepidoptera, Erebidae.